Molecule: messenger RNA, 396 nt
Organism: Arctia plantaginis
Lineage: Eukaryota; Metazoa; Arthropoda; Insecta; Lepidoptera; Erebidae
Source: the annotation of a GenBank genome assembly
AUGCUCGCCUACCGAGGUCCAACCCUAGUCUUGAUCCAAGCCGAAGAAAUGCGUAGUAGAACACGCACCAAAGAUGUUGUACCUGAACACUUCGAUCCGGGGCUACCCCAAACCCUCCGCGCAGGGUCCGACCCAAGGAAACCGCUGCUGAUUAUUCCUGAAGACUUCCACUCUGUCACUUUCAAGGGAGUGCCGUAUCCCUUGCAGAACAUCGAGGUGUGGAGUUGCGGUGACCAGGCGUCUCGUGAAACGCAGCUAGAAAUCAAAAAGUGGCAAGUCAAGGAGGCUGAGAGACAAAGAAGUGUGAAGUUGUCAGCCGCGGACUGGAUCGAGCACCCAGACAGAUACCUGCUAGAGCUGGCCGGCCGGCCGCAGUACAUCAACUCGGCCAGCUAG